AUGUCUCUUCAAUUGUAUCACACCACUUUCUCUCCACCAUCCAGAGUUGUUCGAAUCAUAGUUAAACAACUUGGAAUCAAUGCCGAAGAAAAAGAAGUCAGUUUAUUGACUGGUGAACAUAUGAAACCAGAAUUUCUCAGUAUUAAUCCAUUCCAUUGUGUACCCACCUUGGUUGACGAUGGAUUCGCACUUUGGGAAAGUCGCUCCAUCAUCACUUACCUUGUGGACAAAUUUGCUCCUGGAAACUCAAUUUAUCCAACUGAGUUACAAGCUCGAGCAGUAGUCAACCGAUGGUUAUUCUGGGAUGCAGGAACCUUGUUUUCAACUUUAGGUGCUUACUUUGGACCAAUUUUCCGUGGUGGUUCAGCUCAACCUGAGAUGGCUGAACUCUUCAAGAAAAAGGUUGCUGAGCUUGAUUCCAUAUUGGAAAAGACUAAAUAUCUCGCUGGUGAUGAGUUGACCAUUGCUGAUAUUACAAUCGCAGUUACAAUUACAACGGCUACAGCUGUUGGAGUUGACACAAGUGAACUUAAAAAUGUUGAAAAGUGGUUGCAACAAGUGGAAUCUGAUUUAUCAGCAUCAACCUGGAAAGACUUAGUAAUUGAUCCAGCCAAUUCUCUUGGAACUUUCGUUAAAGCAAAAAUCGCUAGUUCAUAG
Molecule: messenger RNA, 657 nt
Organism: Tetranychus urticae (two-spotted spider mite)
Lineage: Eukaryota; Metazoa; Arthropoda; Arachnida; Trombidiformes; Tetranychidae
Product: glutathione S-transferase 1
Biological process (GO): glutathione metabolic process
Molecular function (GO): glutathione transferase activity
Source: RefSeq, marked provisional